CUGGUAGUAUAAAAAGCCCAAACGGGCCUUUUAAGUUUCGCUCGUCACAUACAAUACAAGGAAGUAAACCCUAAUGUUGAAAGGUAUCGGUGAAAUUGAAUAAACAGAAAAGACGUGCAAUUUAUUUGAUGAUUGUGAAAGAGAUGGCGGCAGCUGCGGCGGCAGAAGCAGAGAUUUUGUGUCAACAAAGCGUUUCUGUUCAAUACCUCUGUGUAGACCCCGAUUUGGUUAAUAAUAAGCCUCAGAUCUUUCGAGCUGCUGAGUCGGUUUCCAUUGGAAUUACUCGUUCCGCUGUGAGCUGCUCGACUAGUGUUCAAAGUACGGCAGUUGAUUCUGCUAAUAGCAGCAGUUUUGUCCCGAUAAUUCGUUCAGGUAGCCACACAGAUAUUGGACCUCGUAGAUCUAAUGAAGAUGAGCACAUCAGAGUUGAUGAUCUAUCUGCUCAUCUGGGCUCUCUAUACAAUUGGCCACUGCCAGGAGCCUUUUAUGCCGUUUUCGAUGGUCAUGGGGGAUCUGACGCCUCAGCUUAUAUUAAGAAUAAUGCCAUGAGACUUUUCUUUGAAGAUGCUGAUUUGCCACAAACGUCUACUGUUAAUCAAGCCUUCUUGGAGGAAUUGGUGAAUUCACAUCGUAGAGCAUUUUUGCUUGCUGAUCAAGCAUUGGCUGAUGAAUGUAGUGUUGAUGCCUACUGUGGAACGACAGCAAUAACUGUACUGGUUUUGGGGAGACAUGUGCUUGUUGCAAAUGCUGGUGACUGUCGUGCUGUCCUUUGUAGGAAAGGGGUUGCAGUUCAGAUGUCUGAAGAUCACAGACCUACUUGUCUGCUGGAACGACAAAGAGUUGAGGGUUUGGGUGGUAUGAUUGAAUAUGGCUACCUAAAUGGUGAUCUUGCAGUUACUCGAGCCCUUGGAGACUGGUAUAUGAAACUCCCAUUUGGAUCAGUUUCUCCUCUUACUGCUGAACCUGAGGUGCAGCAAACUUUGUUGACUGAGGAGGAUGAGUUCAUGAUCAUUGGUUGUGAUGGCAUCUGGGAUGUGAUGUCAAACCAAGAAGCCGUUAACAUUGUUAGCCGUGAGCUUAGGCUGCACAAUGACCCACAUCAAUCUGCCAGUGAGCUCGUGAAUCAAGCUUUAUGUAGGGAUAAUAACGACAAUCUCACUGCUAUUGUUGUAUGCUUUACAACUCCUGAUUGUCGAGAUUCAGUUUCAUCCCAGAGGCCACGAUUUAGAUGUUGCAGCCUGUCUGAAGAGGCAAGGAGGAAGCUACGGAGCUUGUUGGAAAGCAAUUGAGUGUAAACUAGUAUUUUCUGGCAAUCAUAGUAAUUCUUGAUUAAAAUGUGUAAAUAGUUGAUUCAUAUUUUGUCUUGCGGGAACGAUUAGUUCAUCUGUUUGAGGUUGCUUCAGAAAGUGAGAAAAGCAGCUAGCAGUUUUGUAGGGCUAGACGGAGGGACAUUGUCCCGGCUCAGGUGGUGUGUGUCAACUGAACUUAUUUGUUUCAAUGAAAGAGUAAAGAUUGAAUUAUC
Molecule: messenger RNA, 1522 nt
Organism: Lycium ferocissimum
Lineage: Eukaryota; Viridiplantae; Streptophyta; Magnoliopsida; Solanales; Solanaceae
Product: probable protein phosphatase 2C 49
Exons: 2
Coding region: 129-1289 (386 amino acids)
Biological process (GO): protein dephosphorylation
Molecular function (GO): protein serine/threonine phosphatase activity; cation binding
Source: RefSeq, a predicted model, not a curated record